Oldenlandia corymbosa var. corymbosa is the source of this 2269-nucleotide messenger RNA. Lineage: Eukaryota; Viridiplantae; Streptophyta; Magnoliopsida; Gentianales; Rubiaceae. The record is from the annotation of a GenBank genome assembly.
ACCACACAACCUUUUUCUUCUUUAUAAACAAAUGGCGUAUAAAUUUUUCCCUACUUACUAAUUAGAAACUUUUUGUCACCGAGAAAUUUAAGAUUAUUUGUCACAAUAAUUUGUAAUGUAGAUUUAACGUCAAUGGAUUCAAGAAUUUGGGGAGAAGUUUUGUUAGAAAGGGUCCAUUUGAAAGAAGAAAAAAAAUACAUAUCCAAUAAAAUAUCCUGACGUGUACCGUGAUGUCCUUGAUUCCUCUCCCCACAAUUAUAGUAUGUAGAAUCCAGAUGCCACGCAUAUAUAUAUAUAUAUAUAACCUCAGCUAGCAAAUUUCGUUCAUAUUUCCUCUUGCAAGUCUUCAGUCUUCACUUCUCCUUGUGAAAACUCUUAAGACAAAGAAAAAGAAAAUAUGGAUUCGAAAAAUAGCAAUCAUGGGGAAGACGAAAAAAUAGAGGAAGCUCAAGUGCCUUUAUUGCCACAUUCAGGGUCAUCAAAAUACGAAGAUUAUGAUGAUGAGAAUGACCAGAAUUUCAAACGUAGGCUGUGGGUGGAAUCCAAGAAGCUAUGGCAAAUCGUUGGCCCCGCAAUCUUCAGUCGCAUCAUCAGCUACUCCAUGAACGUCAUCACUCAAGCUUUUGCCGGCCAUCUUGGUGACACCGAGCUCGCCGCAAUCUCAAUUGUAAAUAAUGUUAUUACUGGCUUCGACUUCGGCCUCUUGUUGGGUAUGGCGAGUGCAUUGGAAACGCUAUGUGGGCAAGCAUUUGGAGCGAAGAAGUACCAUAUGUUAGGAAUCUAUAUGCAACGUUCCUGGAUUGUAUUGUUCGUUUGUUGUGUUGUACUUUUGCCAGUUUACAUAUUUGCUUCCCCAAUUUUGAAGUUAUUAGGACAACCCACUAACGUGGCUGAGCUCUCCGGCACCGUGGCAUUAUGGAUGAUUCCCAUGCAUUUCAGCUUCGCUUUCCAGUUCCCUUUACAGAGGUUUUUGCAAAGCCAGCUCAAGAAUUCCGUGAUUGCGUGGAUUGCACUGUUAGCACUCAUCGUACACGGUUUCAUUAGUUGGCUGUUUGUUUAUGGAUUCAAGCUCGGCGUCAUCGGAACCGCCGUGACUUUGAACUUUUCGUGGUGGGUUUUGGUGUUGGGAUUGUUUUGUUACACCGUUUGCGGCGGUUGUCCGCAAACCUGGCCUGGAUUUUCUAUGGAGGCCUUUUCUGGUCUUUGGGAAUUCCUGAAGCUGUCUGCGUCAUCUGGGGUCAUGCUUUGUUUGGAGAAUUGGUACUACAGAAUACUUCUACUGAUGACUGGAAAUCUCGCGAACGCUGAAAUUGCUCUUGAUGCUUUGUCAGUUUGCAUGACAAUAAAUGCAUGGGAGAUGAUGAUUCCACUUGGAUUCUUUGCGGCCACUGGAGUGAGGGUAUCCAAUGAGUUGGGCGCAGGAAACGGAAAAGGAGCGAAAUUCGCAACAAUGGUUUCCGUCAUGACAUCCACAAUAAUCGGGUUAUUUUUCUGCACCAUAAUCAUGAUACUGCACAAUGAGAUCGGCCUAAUAUUUUCAUCUAGCCAAGACGUCUUAACUGAGGUGAACCACUUAUCCGUCCUCUUAGCCAUCACUAUCCUCCUUAACAGCAUCCAACCAGUUCUAUCAGGAGUAGCUGUAGGAUCAGGGUGGCAGUCAAGAGUGGCUUUCGUAAACAUAGCAUGUUAUUAUCUGGUGGGGGUUCCACUUGGGCUGGUAAUGCAACUGGUCUUUCACCAAGGGGUGAUGGGCAUUUGGGCUGGGAUGAUUUUCGGUGGGACUGCUCUUCAGACGUUGAUAUUAGCCAUUAUGACUCUCCGCUGUGAUUGGGACAAAGAGGCUGAGAGAGCAUGUAAACACGUGAAAGAGUGGGAGACACUGGCUUAAUGAUUAGGCUCCAGCCUGCACGAGACAUCUGGGCUUCAAAGCCCAAGUAUAGGGAAAAGCUCGUUAAUUACAUUCAUCAUUUGGAUUUUGGAGGGGCUUAGGAAAUGGAUGUAUGGCUUCAGAUGUCACAAUUAAAUUUUUCUUUCCCCUGUAAUGUAUAUCCAAGUAUCUAAGAAAAAGAAGAUUAUUUCAAAAGACAGAAAAAGAAAGGGGAAAGUGCUACCGGAAUCAAUUUUGUUUUCAAUCUUGAAAUUUUCAUAUUUUCAGAAAGCAAAUGUAUUAAUCAUAUGAAGCUCUCAGUUAUUUGAAUGUUAACAAGAAGAUUAAGACCUUUCAAGGUUUAUUAUAAGCAUUAUUGACGGUGUUUGCAGUUGUUCCAUG